Molecule: messenger RNA, 483 nt
Organism: Baudoinia panamericana UAMH 10762
Lineage: Eukaryota; Fungi; Ascomycota; Dothideomycetes; Mycosphaerellales; Teratosphaeriaceae
Exons: 4
Coding region: 1-483 (160 amino acids)
Biological process (GO): translation
Cellular component (GO): cytosolic large ribosomal subunit; ribosome
Molecular function (GO): structural constituent of ribosome
Source: RefSeq, a predicted model, not a curated record
AUGAAGUUCCUUAAGGUCGGCCGAGUGGCCAUCAUCUCCCGCGGUCGCUACGCCGGGAAGAAAGUCGUCAUCAUCCAACCGCAAGACAACGGCAGCAAGAAGCAUCCCUUCCCCCACGCCAUUGUGGCCGGCAUCGAGCGCUACCCGCUGCAAGUCACCCGUCGCAUGUCGAAAGCGCGCUCCGCCAAGCGCAGCAAAGUGAAGCCUUUCAUCAAGGUCGUCAACUACAACCACAUCAUGCCCACGCGCUACACGCUGGAGUUGGAGGGUCUGAAGGGUGCGGUCACGAACGAGACGUUUGGCGAGGUGAGCCAGCGGGAGGAGGCGAAGAAGACGGUGAAGAAGACCUUGGAGGAGCGGUAUUUGAGUGGCAAGAACCGGUGGUUCUUCACGCCGUUACGUGAGUAUAUCCAGAAGUGGGUUUUGAGCGAUUUGUUGGGACGAGAGGAAGCAUGGGAAAGGGCAAUGCGGCGUUCAGUGUGA